AUGGAGAGGGAGCUGCCCACGCAGGGCCCCCCUAGCGCCGCCGCCACCUAUGGCUCACCCCGUCGCAGGGCGUGGAAGCGGUGCGUCCACUCCGGCCACCACGACAGCGCCACCUGGGGCCACGCCACCAUCGCCGACUCCGCGCCCGUGCCCAGGAUGUGUCGCCUCGUCAUGGCCAACUACGCCCCGCCCGACCUCCUCACCACACUGCCCCUCCUCCUCGACCCCUCAAACGUCAUGCGCCGCCGCACCUAUGCUGACACGGGGGGCCGGGUCACGCCCUACCUCGUCUACCUCGACCACGCGCACGCCGACUUCGUGCUCGCGCUGCGCGGCCUCAACCUCGGCCGCGAGUCCGACUACGCGCUGCUCCUCGACAACCGCCUCGGCAAGCGCCGCUUCGACGGCGGCUACGUCCACAAUGACCUCCUCCGCGCCGCCGGCUGGGUGCUCGACAGGGAGUGCGACCUGCUCCGGGACCUCCUCGACCAAUACCCCGCCUACACGCUCACCUUCACGGGCCACUCCCUCGGUGCCGGUGUCGCCGCCAUGCUCGCCAUGUUCGUCGUGCUCAACCUCGACAAGCUCGGCAAGGUCGAGAGGGGCUGCACCAGGUGCUACGCCAUGGCCCCCGCCCGCUGUAUGUCGCUCAACCUCGCCGUCAAAUAUGCCGAUGUCAUCAACUCUGUCGUGCUGCAGGUGACUCACUGA
Messenger RNA from Triticum dicoccoides, 711 nucleotides. RefSeq names its product diacylglycerol lipase-beta-like. Gene Ontology annotation, biological process: lipid catabolic process. The transcript has a single exon. The coding region runs from base 1 to 711 and encodes 236 amino acids. NCBI's taxonomy places the organism in Eukaryota, Viridiplantae, Streptophyta, Magnoliopsida, Poales, Poaceae. The record is from RefSeq and is a predicted model, not a curated record.